AUGACUCUAAUAUUUAUAAAUAAUAAAUUCAUUAUUUUGAGAAUCCUAAUGUAACUUUGAUAAAGCAAGAAAGCAGAAAGAAAUUACAAAAACUCCAUUUCAUUUUGGUGCUAGCAAAUUCAAAUCAGGUUACAUAUUUUAAAUUACUAUCGGAUAGAUAAAUAAAUUAUUUCCAAGAAGUAUGAAAGAAAGGCCGUAUCGUAUAUUUUAAAGGACAGGAAUAAAGGAAACAAAGUUAUAAAUAUAAUCAAAAUUGACAAUGAAGAUUUGAAUUCAAGAAAAAUAGUGUAAAUACAGAACUAACCUAAGUGAUAUAGCUAAUUGAAGAAGAUAGAUAGCUGGAUUAUCCAGUAAUUCAAGGGAAUUUCUUUUCCUUUCUAUAUUGAUUAUACUCAUUAAAUUAUUCAUUUUACCAGCACUAUUGGAUUUAUCAACUAAAAAUAUUCC
This is a messenger RNA of Paramecium octaurelia, 447 nucleotides long. NCBI's taxonomy places the organism in Eukaryota, Ciliophora, Oligohymenophorea, Peniculida, Parameciidae. The record is from the annotation of a GenBank genome assembly.